Molecule: messenger RNA, 1026 nt
Organism: Colletotrichum graminicola M1.001
Lineage: Eukaryota; Fungi; Ascomycota; Sordariomycetes; Glomerellales; Glomerellaceae
Product: bax Inhibitor family protein
Exons: 2
Coding region: 1-1026 (341 amino acids)
Cellular component (GO): mitochondrial inner membrane
Source: RefSeq, a predicted model, not a curated record
AUGUCACUUAGCAUCGCCCUCCGUCAAGGGCCUGCGCGCCUGGCGCAGCGCCUCCCCCAGCUCUCCGGGCCCUCAACCUCCGUCUUCCGCACGACGGCCACCCGGGCCUUCCACCAGGCCUCGCCCAAGGCCCGGCCCUCCAGCCUCGCCAAGACGACCUCCUUCGCCGCUCGCAAUGCCUUCCGCGGAUCCUCGCGGGCGUACAACUCGGGCGCCUACGCGGCCCAGCAGCCGAACCCGAUGCGCAAGCUCCUGGUCACCGGCGCCAUCUUUGGCGGCUCCCUGGUGGCCAUCAACCUCGUCUUUAACCGCGAGACGCGCGACGACGGCGGCAUGCCCACCUACGAGCGCGAGUACCUCAACGACACCUUCCUCCACACCGGCCUCGGCGUCGGCAUCAUCGCCCUCAGCGCCCGCCAGAUGAUCCAGUCCGGCUUCGUCUACCGCCUGAUGGUUACCAACCCCUGGGUUGUCGGCCUCGGCGGCCUCGCCCUCAGCUUCGCCACCAUGUACGGCACCCGGGCCAUCUCUCCUGACAACUACAUCCCCAAGUAUGCCAUGUGGGCCGCCUUCAACGCCACCCAGGCCGCCAUGAUCGCCCCCCUCCUGACCAUGGUGCCCGGCGCCCUCCUCGCCCGCGCCGGCCUCUACACGGUCGCCAUGAUGGGCAGUCUGUCCGUCGUGGGCGCCACCGCCAAGCAGGACAAGUACCUCUACAUCGGCGGGCCCCUCCUCGCCGGCCUCGGCGUCGUCCUCGCCUCGAGCCUGGCGCCCAUGCUCCUGCCCGUCACCGCCGUCCGCACCCUCGCGCUGACGGAGAGCAUCUCGCUGUACGGCGGCCUCGCCGUCUUUGGCGGCUUCACCCUCUACGACGUCCAGAAGAUCCUGUACCACGCCCGGCUCGCCGAGCGCGGCCUCAUGCCCAAGGACCCCGUCAACGAGAGCAUCGCCCUCGAGCUCGACUUCAUCAACAUCUUUGUCCGCAUGGUCCAGAUCCUGAUGAUGCAGCAGAACCGCAGGAAGUAG